GAGCAGGGCGGAUCAUCAGUAAAUCACCCAGUUUCCCGGCUGUCGCGCCCCCACAGGAUGGUGCGCCUGAGUAAGCAGGAGCGGCAGGACAAGAAGGAGCUGCUGGCCAGCCUCAAUCAAGUGGACGGGCUGGGAAAACCCGUGGACAACGAAGCGUUCGAGAACUGCCAUGAACACCUCGAGGGCGCCUCCAGCAACGACACCGAUCUCCUCUUCCUCACCGGCCUCCUCAACUCCGCCGCCGUGACGCAGCUCAUCAAGAUCCAGAAGAGCUUCGACGAGGAGCCUGUGCCAGUGAUUGAACCAGAAUUGCUGGGCGUGAGUGACAUUCUCUCCGAAGUUGGCCAACACUGCGCGCGAUCGUGGAAACCGGAGGCGCGUGAGUUGCUGAAGAUCAUCCGGAGUGCGCACGUGAAGGCGCUGUGCGAGACUCACGAUCGUGUGGGCAGGAAUUUGGAGGAGUACCGUGAGAGGCAGCACAGCCAGCCGACCAGGGAGGUGCCAGAGGGCGAUCUGCUCGGCAACGACAUGCCCGUGGAGACGAUCAAGAUGGUGUGCCUGCGGCGGAAUCCCAACGAGCCGCUGGGACUCACCGUGGAGAUUGACGAGCACCAGCAGCUGAUGGUGGCGCGCAUCAUUGCCGGCGGCAUGAUCGAUCGCCAGGGACUGCUGAAUCCCGGCGAUGUGAUCCUGGAGGUGAACAGUGUGCCCGUGAGCACGCCAGAGGAGCUGCAGGCGCAGAUUUCGGUGGCCAAAGAGUCAGUCACGCUGAAGAUUGGCCCGAACCUGGACGAGGAGAUGAAAUCGGCCAGACUGACCAUGUCUGGUGGCCAGGUAAAGAGUGGGAGGAAUUUAGAGCCCGGGAAGAAGAUGACGUGCUACAUGCGAUCUCUCUUCGACUAUGAUCCCACGCAGGACACUCUCUUGCCCUGUCAAGACAUUGGGCUGCAGUUCCAUCACGGUGACAUUCUGCAGAUAAUCAGUGUGAAGGAUCCCAAUUGGUGGCAAGCGAAGCAUGUCGGCACCGAUGGUCCGAUUGGACUGAUUCCAUCGCAGGAGUUGGAGGAGAGGCGCAAGGCUUAUGUGCCUCCGGAGGCGGAUUAUGUGCACAAGAUCAGCAUUUGUGGCACGAGGAUUAGCAAGAAGAAGCGCAAGACGAUGUACAAGAGCAAGUCCAACACGGACUUUGACAAGGCGGAUCUCAUCUUCUACGAGGAGGUGACGAAGAUGCCGCCCUUCCAGCGGAGGACUCUGGUGUUGGUGGGUGUGCAGGGUGUGGGCAGGAGGACGCUGAAGAAUCGCCUCAUCAACAGUGACACCACAAAGUUUGGCACUGUCACACCACACACAACAAGACCACCUCGUGUCCUGGAGGAGAACGGCAAAGGCUAUUGGUUCAUCGAUCGCGAGGAGUUUGAGGAUGAGAUACAUAAUAACAACUUCUUGGAGCAUGGAGAGCACAAUGGGAAUCUCUAUGGCACACAUUUGGACUCUAUUAGGGAUGUCAUCAAGCAGAACAAAAUGUGUGUUCUUGACUGCGCUCCGAGUGCACUGAAGAUGCUUCACAACAGCCAGGAAUUCAUGCCAUACGUCGUAUUCAUCGCGGCUCCUGGAAUGGAGCAAUUGAAGCAAAUCUAUGCGGAGCGAAGAGCCACUGGCGGAUCUACUAGGAAUCUAGCGUUCGAUAGGCAGAGCUCAAUUCGCUACAGCUCGCGACGGGCGAGAACUCUGGAGUCGCUGGCGUCUCUCUAUGAGGAUGAUGACUUGGUUCAGGCUGUAGAGGACAGCGCACUGUUGCAGCGAAAGUACGAGAAAUACUUGGAUCUCGUGAUUGUGAACGAGGACUUUGACAUUACGUUCAGAAAGGUCGUGGAAGCGCUCGAUGAACUCGUGCAUUCACAUCAAUUUGUCCCCGUCAACUGGAUCUACUGAGCUUCCCGAAUGUAUUCAUGUAUUAAUUGGCAGCUUUGCAGGACACAGUUCAAAUUAGUGGCAUUUUCUCAUCUUAUAUUCGUCCUCAGAAUUAAUCGCAAAAUAGUAGUUUCUUAAGAUGGAUGAAUCUCUUUUUGGCUCUCACAGAGAGUUUUUAUACCGUUAGUGAGUAUUUUUUUGUCUCGAAUUUGUAGUUCUUUUUUUGCAAUAAAUUGCUUUUAAGAAA
Phlebotomus argentipes is the source of this 2158-nucleotide messenger RNA. RefSeq names its product protein PALS2 (gene vari). The transcript is spliced from 9 exons. NCBI's taxonomy places the organism in Eukaryota, Metazoa, Arthropoda, Insecta, Diptera, Psychodidae. Gene Ontology annotation, molecular function: protein binding. Gene Ontology annotation, cellular component: cell-cell junction; plasma membrane. The record is from RefSeq and is a predicted model, not a curated record. Bases 58 to 1932 code for a protein of 624 amino acids.